Molecule: messenger RNA, 657 nt
Organism: Emiliania huxleyi CCMP1516
Lineage: Eukaryota; Haptophyta; Isochrysidales; Noelaerhabdaceae
Exons: 1
Source: RefSeq, a predicted model, not a curated record
AUGGUCACCGAUGCUUCCGGCCAGCCGCUGGCUGCCGUCGCCUCCACUGCGCUGCCGUGCCAGCUGCUGCGAGCCUGGCUGACCGAGCUGCAAGGGAGCGACUCGCCCGACGCCCGGGCGCACUGGUGGCGGGAGUCGCACUGGCUCCCUCGUGGAGAGGUGCCUGGCGCGCUGCUUCGCGCGACGGUCGCCCACGUCGAUGCAGCACUUCCGGCGGCGGUGGCGGCCGCCGCAGGACGCUGCUCUGGGCUUGAGUUCUGGACGCAGAGACGUCCGACGGGCUCUAGCAUGCAGCUGCACUGGGACUGCGACGAGGAGCAUGCGCAGCGGCACGGUGAGCUUCGCAGCCCGCUGCUGAGCGUCGUGCUGUACCUGGACGACCACGGCGGCCCCACGCUCGUCCUCGACCAAAGGCCGCCGGAGGCGCUUGGGCGCAUGGUCCGCGCGAGCCUCGUCUGGCCGCACGCCGGCGCGAUGGCGGUCUUUGAGGGCAGCCUCCUGCACGGCGUGUGCGGCCUGGGAGGCGCGCCGACGGCUGCACCGCAAGGGGUGGCGGCCUCCGGGCGCUGCCACCUCCGGUCAUCCCUCCGCCACACGCUGCUCUUCAACUACUGGCGCGAGCGGCCGCUGGAGAUGCCGCCGCUGCCCGAGGUGCUC